AUGGUCCUCACAGUUGCAAUCAUUGGAGGCGGUGUCGCCGGGCUCAGUGCAGCUAUUGCUCUCAGACAGCUUCCCGGUGUCGAUGUUCAGGUGUACGAAAGAGCAAAGGAAUUCAAAGAACUGGGUGCCCUUAUCGGACUAGCUCCUAAUGGAUUGAGAACUUUGGAGAAGUUAGGGGUGGAAGAUGUUCUUACGGACGAAGUUGGUUGGAGAAGUCCGAAUGGAGUUCCUAUGUGCUUCAAGCACUUCAAAACGGGCGAUGUGUUGAGCAUCGACUACAACCAUGACGUACCGGACAGACGCCAUCAAUUUGCUCGAAUGCAUCGUGCCAGUCUCCAGAGAGCUCUGUUGAAGAAUCUUCCACCAAAACUCCUUCACACUGGUAAAAAGGUCUCUGGAGUGAGGGCCAAUGAUGACGGUGCUACAGUAGAGUUCGAAGAUGGAACCUCCGUGACAGCUGACCUCGUAAUUGGGGCCGAUGGAAUCAAAUCGAAAGUUCGAGAAUCCUUUAUCCAAAAUCACAAGCUUAGUUCCUCGGGCGACGCAAUCUUUCGAACCACAUUUCCUUACGACCUAGUAGCGGAUCUCCCUGGACUUGAACAGAACUCAACUCAUUAUGAAUUUUACUCUCCCAUCCCAUCAAUCAUUGACAGAAUCCCCGAAGGCACUUUGAGGAGGUACACAAAUGUCGCUGGCGAGGCUCUCACACGGUGGACCUUUGGAAAUCGCGUUGCCCUGAUCGGUGAUGCAGCCCACACGCAUGGUGGUGCGUACGCAGCAGGGGCGUCAUUGGCAGUUGAUGACGCAUACGUGCUCUACCUUUCGCUACGAACGAUACUUCAGGGGAGAGUUGAAGACCAAGAGAAAGUAUCAACUACUCGUAUUGGGGAAGCACUUGCCCUUUAUGAAGCAACUCGCCGCCCCCAUCUGGAGAGAGUGUUGAAGGAAGUGCACAGCGGGCGGAAGAGUCAAGCUGCCCGGUUUGAAAAAAUCCGGGAGGAGGGUGUUCCAGAGUCAGACGCCUCAUUUAGGAAGAGACUGGCUUCAAAAGGUGAUCCAGUCUGGCUGAAUGAACACGAUGCAGAGGGCCAAUUUCAUAAGGUAUAUAGCAGCCCAACCAGUUUACAAGCUGGUGUAGCCGAGGUACGCCCCAAGCUCUAA
Messenger RNA from Clonostachys solani, 1161 nucleotides. NCBI's taxonomy places the organism in Eukaryota, Fungi, Ascomycota, Sordariomycetes, Hypocreales, Bionectriaceae. The record is from the annotation of a GenBank genome assembly.